Mytilinidion resinicola is the source of this 2327-nucleotide messenger RNA. RefSeq lists its product as uncharacterized. The record is from RefSeq and is a predicted model, not a curated record. Lineage: Eukaryota; Fungi; Ascomycota; Dothideomycetes; Mytilinidiales; Mytilinidiaceae. Gene Ontology annotation, cellular component: nucleus. The coding region runs from base 161 to 2101 and encodes 646 amino acids. The transcript is spliced from 4 exons.
CCUCCGGAUUUCACUAGCCGUGGUAUUCAUAUACCAACCCGCACCAGGUGCAUAUUCCUGCCGUUCCCUUCAUUCUCAUCGACUAAUAAAUCCAUCCGGCUACAGCAGCAGAACAAAGAUUAAGCAGCGCCGUGUGCGAUCUUCCAGUCGGGACCCCAAAAUGUCCAAUUCAGUCCCCACCACUCCCGAGUCACGUGAACGGAGCUCGGCAGAAUCCAUCAUGUCUUAUGAAACCUCAGCUUCUUCGAUAGCGCUACCGCCGCUCCAGACAAGAGGCCCGCCGGACGACGUCGACCGACUCACUCCUUUAUACGAGGAUGAUCCCCAGUCAUUCGACCUGCUCGAGGAGCCAAAUGAAGAUGGUGCAAAAGCUUUCUCUAUGGAAACCAGGUCUGAGCAAAUGUUCUCGCGCGAACACCUGCAGGCCAUCUUCAAAGACACUUCCCUGCUCCUCAAAUUCACGACUUUCCUUGGCACCACCCGGCCUGCUUCUCUCCCGACCCUAAUCUACUACCUAGAUGCUCUCAAGGCAACGCGUGCAAUCAAUUACGCUAAUGCGAUAGCGGAAGCCCUGGAGCCACUGGACGGUCUGGAUUUCACCAACCACCCGGCUAGGCCAACCGUCAACUCUGUGCUAGAAGAAAAGGCCAAGGCAGCCUUUGAUGUCCUCGUCCGCGAGGAUCUCCCGUGUUUCAUAGCCCACACCUGGAUUCAGACCGUCAGCGUUAGCAUACGGAAGCGAAUCACCGGUGAUUUGCCCCCAGCGUUGCGGGAGGCAUCAGAAGGACUGGCAGAGGUCUUUUGCCUAUCAGAUCCCUCGAGACCAGAUAAUCCUAUAGUAUUUGCAUCAGAAGAGUUUCAUCGCACUACACAGUAUGGAGUCAAUUACGCAAUCGGUCGCAAUUGCCGCUUCCUUCAAGGGCCGAAGACGAAUCGCUCCAGCGCUGCACGUAUACGUAAAGCAAUUGAGGCUGGAAAGGAAGUUAACGAAGUGUUCCUCAACUAUCGUCGGGAUGGCUCACCAUUCAUGAAUCUCCUAAUGUGCGCUCCGCUCUUUGAUAGCCGCGGGAAACUUCGCUACUUUAUCGGCGCACAAGUCGACGUUAGUGGUCUUGUCAAAGAUUGCACUGAUCUCGAAGCGCUGCAGCGCAUAGUCGACAAAGAAGAAAGCAGUGUAGACUCAAACGGGCUUGAAGUAGUCAAAGAUGAGUUUCAAGAACUCAGCGAAAUGUUCAACGUUGCCGAGCUAGACACGGUGCGCAAGCAUGGUGGAAGAAUGCAUCGCGAGCAGGUCGAAGACGAUGACACGAGCUCCAUCACCCAUCGCCCGCGGCUCUUGCUCCGAGAUUCAGGGGGGAUGGAGUCUACGCCAGUGAGGAUGCCAUCUUCGAAAUCAGGUGGACGGUUAUCUGGAGUGUAUAAAAAUUACCUACUCAUCCGCCCUGCUCCUUCGCUUCGCAUUCUCUUCACUUCUCCAUCUCUCCGUGUGCCAGGCAUUUUGCAGUCAUCUUUCCUGUCUCGUAUCGGUGGCUCUCCACGCGUUCGCGAAUCUCUCGCUAUUGCCCUUUCCGACGGUUCUCGCGGCGUCACUGCCAAGAUUCGAUGGCUCACUACUCCCAUUUCCAACUCAUCUGAGGCCUCUGAUGAAGGCCGCAGCAGAUGGAUCCACUGCACGCCGCUGCUUGGCGCAGGUGGGCGCGUAGGCGUGUGGAUGGUCGUACUCGUCGACGACGAGGGCGAAAGUGGGCGCGUGAGGAAAUUCCGCGAGGCACCGCCUGUGCCGAAGGAGAUCAGAAGACUAGGUGGUAGGAAUGAUUACGAGAGCAACGGGCCCAACGUUGAAGGGUAUGGUGAUGAGUUGUUCGGGGAAGUUGCAAGUGUGGAAAGGGAUGCAAGGAGGCGUGGUAGGAUCAUCCCGACUUCACCCACCACACCGACGAGCAACGGGUUUGCGUCACAUAUGCCUUUCGACGCAAACAUGCGGCCCGGGAGCUCGAUGAGUGCGCAGCGUGCGGCGAGUCCCGGGUACGGGUCAGGCUGGGAGAGGCGGCCGAACACGGGGAGUGCGGAGGGGAGUAUUGCGUCUUUUGCGCUUACGUGAGGGAUGGAGGGAGAUGAAGUGAGAUAUAAGCAACGGUUUGUGCAACACUUCGGAUGAAGCACGUUUGUUUGGUAUGAAGGGGAGGUACUGUAUUGGCGGCUAUAUACCCACGGCUGGAAGGGAGUACAUUUGGAUUUGGUAUAACAUUGAACCAUAUAUCGGUGGACUAGACGUAUUUCUAGAUGGCUACCAGAAUAUCAUACGCACACUCGCUUCAGAGGUCAAC